This is a messenger RNA of Suillus bovinus, 1328 nucleotides long. RefSeq lists its product as uncharacterized. Gene Ontology annotation, cellular component: membrane. The record is from RefSeq and is a predicted model, not a curated record. Lineage: Eukaryota; Fungi; Basidiomycota; Agaricomycetes; Boletales; Suillaceae. The transcript is spliced from 7 exons. Bases 236 to 1117 code for a protein of 293 amino acids.
UUCACCUUGUAAAUGUGCUUGAGCCUAGUGCCGAGCGCUCGGAUCCAACCCAGUCAAGCAGUAUUAAGUUUUGAGUAGUGCUUAGUACUGCGAUGCGGUUCACUACUCUAGCAUUUAUUGCAUUGGCACUGCGACCUGUCGCUUCCAGCGACGUUGACGAAAGUACUUGUUCCUACAGCAAUGAAAAUUUAGUAGAGGCGGCCACUGAAGGAGGUAUGUCGCACUCUUGUUCUUUAUGAGAACAGACUUUUUAUUUCGUCUCGGGAAAGGAUGGGGACUAGUGAAGUCGACAUUUUUCGACAAGUCGUCACAAGUUGCAGAGAAACGUUACGCGGUCACUUUGAUCACCCUCAGUCAUGAAGGCGCCGAGAGCCUCACAGGAAAACUUGAAUCUUUGUCUGCUUCAGCAUACACGCUGUACGAUGGAUUGCACUUUCCAAGUGCGGGAGAGUCCUGGGAGAAAGUCAUGGGGCUCGGAUCAAAGAUCCAAGGGAAUGUAGAUGAACUCUUCGAAAAUGCCAAGAAACUCCAUCCUGCGAAGAUGUCGGAGUUCAAGAAGUCUGUGAAUAGUGUUGCCAGCACAGCUACAUCACUGCACCAAGUCGUUAAAGGAGCUGCCGCACAACGUGAUGUUCCUUUCGAUUCAGUGUUAGAAGAACUUCGAAAUACCUUGCAUGUCGUAUUUGAAGAGCUCAAAGAGCAAUUCCCACCACCUGAGGAGGCUCCCGGUCACGAGAAUCGUACCCUCAUGAUCAACACAGUUCUUGAUCGUGUUGAAGAGAGUUUCCUACGGGUUGCCAUCAAAUACGGAGCCAGUGAGGAAGUCCUGAAAAACCAUACUGGUUCUCUCAUGUCUGGUAUUCGACAUAUUUUGGGGAUCAUCGGAGACCUUUACGAACAGCACCCUCAGCUGGCAUGGACCCUCUUGUGCAUUGCUAUUGGCUCGUUGUUGGCACCAUGGUUUCUUCUUGGCACAGUCCUCCGCAUAAUUGGGUUUGGGGCAUUGGGACCAAUUAAGGGAUCUAUUGCUGCAUGGUUACAAGCAUGGUUAUUUGCCGGGGCUGUUCCAGCGGGUAGCUUGUUUGCGAUGCUUCAGCGUCUAGCCAUGAUACUUUGAGUAAUUUCAAUGCCAGUCGUAUAGGCGUUUUAUCCCUGAUAUAAAAAACCUCCAAAUCUAUCUUGUUUGUAAUUUAAUGCUGAUACCUCAUGAUCAAGUGCAUCCCAAAUUUUACUGUGUAAACAUGCCUACUCGUGAGCGUUGUGCCAUUUUCAUCUCACUGAGUCCAGCGCCGAGUGUUGCCGGAUAAAAUGCCAUUCACAUUCCUCGC